Molecule: messenger RNA, 1001 nt
Organism: Lactuca virosa
Lineage: Eukaryota; Viridiplantae; Streptophyta; Magnoliopsida; Asterales; Asteraceae
Source: the annotation of a GenBank genome assembly
GGUUGCACAUAUAAGUGAGAGAGAGAGAGAGAGAGAGAGAGAGGCCAUUCGGAAGUUGAAAAGCUACUUAGGUCUAGAAGAUUCGUCGGAAAAGGAAAACACAUAGAAUGGGGCGGAAGAAGCUCGAAAUGAAGCGGAUCGAAGAUAAGAGUGGCCGGUUAGUGACGUUUUCGAAGCGGAGAGCGGGAUUGAUUAAGAAAGCACGGCAUCUUUCCGUGCUCUGCGACGUCGAUGUCGCCGUCAUCGUAUUCUCCGCCCGCGGCAAGCUCUAUGAAUCCUGCACCGGCAGUACUAACAGGAUGGAACAUAUUCUUUCCAGAUAUCAGAAAAGCUGCCUUGAAGAGGAGGUAAAGGAAGAGGAGAGAACCUUCCAAGGAGCUGGUGAAGAUUUAUGCAAACGUUUUCAAACAUGUAAAGAGCUUCUACAGAUGGUGGACAGGCUUGUUGAAGAGAAAAAUAAUAAUAAUGAGCUCUCUCUGAUUGAGAUUACACAACUAGAAGAAGAUCUUGAUGCUGCUCUUGUGCAAACAAGGUCAAGAAAGACACAAUUGAUGGUGGAGUACAUAUCAACCCUCCAAGAACAGGAAAAGAAGUUGGGUGAAGAUAAGGAACAACUGGAGAAGCUGAUUGCAACAUCAGAAGAAAAGCAGAUCGAGGAAGAAGGGACGUUGAAGGUCUGAACGACCUUGCAACUAACAAGAUGAAUUCGCCUCAACAUCUCACUCUCUCUCUCUUUUUGAUGCCUAAAAGUCACUACCCUUGCUUCCUGCAAAAAAACAGAUCUUUAAACGGGGAAAUUUAAGUCAAUAAAUUAUGUUUGGAAGAUCCCAUCCAAACACAACAUGCAUUUUAAUGCCAUGGUGAAGCUGAUUAUAUGGUUGCAAAUUUAACCCUCAAAUGCUCAUCUCAUGGAACCCCAAAGUGUGCGAGUUCUGGAGUUUACGUCUAUCCUUAUACUGUGUGUUUGUUGAGUGGGUGUGGGAAGUUGUGUAUACAAAAUG